Messenger RNA from Parnassius apollo (apollo), 597 nucleotides. Lineage: Eukaryota; Metazoa; Arthropoda; Insecta; Lepidoptera; Papilionidae. The record is from the annotation of a GenBank genome assembly.
AUGCAGCCUUAUCCGUGGAAUGGUAAAUCUAUUCCGAGCACAUAUAAACAACAGCAGGCUAGUACACCAAAUUAUUAUAUUUCACCAAUCCAAAGUGACCAAAGUGAUUUUGAUGACUCAGGUGAGGAUCCCAAUUACCAAUUGAUUAAUAAAAGUAAGACACUAUCUCAGAUCGCACCUUUUGGUUCAUUGCUGGCUUCAUCCAACACCAGCAGUAGUAGCUCUAAGAGCUCAUCACGUUCUAAUAGCUCGUCAGACACGGAAAAUGAUAGUGCGCAUUUACAGCUUGACCCUCAAAAUACUAGGGUAGCGGAAAUUAAUUGCCAAGAGCUCGUUAUAAAAGAAAAAAAGGGUAAAAAGAGGGUACGAAAACCAACGAUGUGGAAAUCGAAAGUUGCGAAAGUGCUGAGAAAUUCUGGUAAAACCUACCAGUCUAUGUCAAAAUCAAAAUUACAAGUACCAGAGAGAAAAGUCGGCCUCCUCUGUGGAGAAAAAUGUCGGCUAAAAUGUAAAGAUAAGAUCAAUGAAAUAUCAAGGCAACAGCUUUUUGUGCAUAUUGGGGACUCAGCAAUCUUGAAAGGCAGAAAGAAUUUAUAG